GGAGACGGGACGCCCAGACACGCUGCCUGCUUGCCUGGUCCUUGCUCUGCCGAUGGAGUCAGAGGGCUCGGCGAGGACAGGACAUUGAUUCUCCUGUUGGCUGUGGAGAUAGCUGACCACUGAGAAGAAGCAUGGAGGAAAAUAACAAGAAACGGCAUAGCAAGAGGCACAGUGGACCAAAGGCUGGGAAGAAACAGAAGCGUCACUUGAAAGACUUAGGACUUGAAGAUGAGGAAGAUGCCCGGAAAAGAAACCCAAAGGCUUUUGCAGUCCAGUCUGCAGUGCGGAUGGCCAGAACAUUCCACAGGACCCAGGAUUUGAAGACAAAAAAGCAUCAUAUCCCUGUGGUUGAUCGUGCUCCACUAGAACCUCUCCCAGUGGUGGUGGUGGUGGUUGGCCCUCCAAAGGUUGGAAAGAGUACCCUGAUCAAAUGUCUCAUUAGGAAUUUCACAAGGCAGAAGUUAGUUGAAAUCCGGGGUCCUGUAACUAUUGUCUCAGGUAAAAAACGUAGGCUAACCAUAAUAGAAUGUGGAUGUGACAUUAAUACAAUGAUUGACCUGGCUAAAAUCGCUGAUUUGGUUUUGAUGCUGAUUGAUGCUAGUUUUGGAUUUGAGAUGGAAACGUUUGAAUUUCUGAACAUUUGCCAGGUGCAUGGCUUUCCCAAAAUAAUGGGCAUUCUUACACACUUGGAUACCUUUAAAAAUAACAAGCAACUUAAGAAGACGAAAAAGAGGCUAAAGCACAGGUUCUGGACUGAAGUUUAUCAGGGUGCCAAAUUAUUCUAUCUCUCUGGGAUGGUACAUGGAGAGUAUCAAAAACAGGAAAUCCACAAUCUGGGGCGCUUUAUCUCUGUUAUGAAAUUUCGUCCCCUUACAUGGCAGACAUCUCAUCCAUAUGUUUUAGCAGACAGAAUGGAAGAUCUGACAAACCCAGAAGAUAUCAGAGUUAAUCCAAAAUGUGACAGAAAGAUUUCACUUUAUGGCUACUUGAGAGGAGCCCACUUGAAAAACAAAAGCCAAAUACACAUGCCAGGCGUAGGGGAUUUCAGUAUAAGUGACGUCAGUUUUCUGCCGGAUCCUUGUGCGCUUCCUGAGCACCAAAAGAAACGUUCCUUAAAUGAGAAGGAAAAGCUGAUCUAUGCCCCUCUGUCAGGCGUUGGAGGCUUAGUAUAUGACAAAGAUGCAGUUUAUAUUGACCUUGGAGGAAGUCAUGCUCAUCAAGUGGAGGAGGAUGAUGUAAAACCGAACCAUGAACUUGUCCAGAGCCUCAUUUCUACACACUCAACCAUUGAUGCCAAAAUGGCCUCAAGCAAAGUAUCUCUCUUUAUGGAUUCCACACCUUUAGAGGCUGGAGAUAUUGAAAACCAAGAGAUUUUUUCAAUGCCUGAAGAAGAAAAAAAACUUGACCCACAUUCUGGGAGGGUACGGCGGAGGGCAGUGUUCAAAGAUGAAAAAAAUGAAGAUGCGGGGAGUGAUGAGGAAGAUGAAGACAUGUCUGAGGAUGAGGAUGAAGAUGGGAGUGAUGGUGACAAUGACGAGGGAGAAGAACAUGAUGAAGAUUUGUCAGAGCAACAUUUGAUUUUGUCACCUUCUAGACAUCUUAAAGAAGAAACCAAAGAAGCAACUCUAACAGAACUGCCAGCCUUUGCUGAUAGUGAUGAUGAUCUUGAGAUGAGUUCAAGUGAAGAGGAAGAAGGAGAGGAGGAGGGCCUUGAUGGGGAGAGAGGAGAAACAGAUGGAGCGGAACCACAACAUGUUGAAGAGGAGAUAAUGGAUUUUGAAACUGCAUCCAGAAAUACAGAUUUACUUAAUAAACCAAUGCGUUGCAACAAAAAAGACAGACGGUUAAAAAAUAGUAAAAUCCUAGGUAAAACAAUAGCUUCUACUACAGAUUCUGGAAAUGGGACCACUGAAGAAGCAUCAGCAUCUGAAUCAGAAGAUUCUUCCUUGGAAGAGGAAGAAGAACCAGUAGAUGAUUCUGACACUGAAGAAUCUGAUAGUGGCGACUUCCAAACAGAAAGUGCUGAAAGGCGUGAACUUGGGGCUGUAAAUUAUAAUGAUGAUGUUGAAGACCUUUUGAAAGAGGAUGAGGAAUACAAAGAGGCACCUGACCUUUCUGCAGACACAGAUGGUGCACUUAAAUGGAAAGAAGACCUUACUCGAAAGGCUGCUGAGGCUUUUCUGAGGCAGCAACAGACAACUCCCAAUCUCCGUAAGCUUGUUUAUGGCACAGUGGCUGAAGAUGAGGGAAAUGAAGAAGAAAAUGAAGAACUUGGAGGAUUGUUCCACGUCAGCCGCCCCGACACAGAAUCAAAGCGAAAAGCCGAUGCCCUCGAUUGCUCCAAAUUUCAUGUUGAAGCCCCACAAGAUUGGGACUUAGAUGAGGUUAUGAACAGUAUCAGAGACUGUUUUGUGACUGGAAAUUGGGAAGCUGAUAAAGAUGCAGCCAAACUACUGAAAGAAGAUGAAGAGUUAUACGGUGAUUUUGAAGAUCUUGAAACUGGAACGAUACACAAAGGAAAACCAGAAGAUCAAGGAGAUGAGGAAGAAAAUGCAGAAGAAAAAGAAGACAAUGCAGAUGAAGAUGCAAAAACCGUUGGGGAAGAAGAGGAAAAGAAAAAACGCAUGGACAAGAAACGUAAACUGAAAGAAAUGUUUGAUGCUGAAUAUGAUGAGGGGGAUGCCACCUACUUUGAUGACCUGAAAGGGGAGAUGCAGAAACAGGCUCAGCUUAAUAGGUCUGAAUUUGAAGAUCAAGAUGAUGAAACCAGAGUUCAGUAUGAGGGCUUUCGGCCAGGAAUGUAUAUCCGGAUAGAACUUGAGAAUGUCCCUUGUGAACUGGUCCUGAAUUUUGACCCACACUAUCCACUUAUCCUGGGAGGUUUGGGAAACACAGAAGGAAAUGUGGGAUAUGUUCAGAUGCGCCUGAAGAAGCAUCGUUGGCAUAAGAAAAUACUCAAGACUCGUGAUCCCCUGAUAUUCUCAUUAGGCUGGAGGCGGUUUCAGACCAUCCCUAUGUAUUACAUAGAAGAUCAUAAUGGGCGUCACAGGCUACUUAAGUAUACGCCACAGCAUAUGCAUUGUGGGACCAUCUUUUGGGGUCCUAUCACACCACAAGGGACAGGAUGUUUGGCAAUCCAGUCAGUGAGUGGUGCAACACCUGAUUUUCGGAUAGCUGCCACUGGAGUUGUUCUUGACUUAGAUAAAUCCAUUAAAGUUGUGAAGAAAUUAAAGUUAACGGGCUUCCCAUUCAAAAUUUACAAGAAUACAGCAUUUAUCAAGGGGAUGUUUAACUCUGUACUGGAAGUGGCAAAGUUUGAAGGAGCGGCAAUUCGUACUGUGAGUGGUAUCCGUGGUCAGAUUAAAAAGGCCGUGCGGACACCGGAGGGUGCAUUCAGAGCGACAUUUGAAGAUAAGCUGCUAAUGAGUGAUAUUGUCUUCAUGAGAACCUGGUACCCUGUAUCCACUCCAGCAUUCUAUAAUCCAGUGACUUCUUUGCUAAAACCUGUGGGUGAAAAACACACUUGGGCAGGAAUGAAGACCACAGGCCAGUUAAGGCAUGAGAAAGGCAUCAGACUGAAACAAAACAAGGACUCCUUGUAUAAGCAUAUUGUGCGGGAGAAGAAACAUUUCAAUAAGCUGCAUAUCCCCAAAGCUCUUCAGAAGGCCCUACCAUUUAAGAGCAAACCUAAGAUGCAAGAAGGAAAAAGAAAAGUCACAAGGGACAAGUGGAGACCUGCUGUUAUCAGGGAACCUCAUGAGAAGAAGAUUGCAGCACUUCUGUCUGCGUUGAGUACAGUACACAGUGACAAGUUGAAGAAAGUCAAGCUAAAACACCGUCAGGAUCUUAAUGAACGUCUGAAAGUGAAACAGAAAGAGGAGGAAGCGAAGAUUAAGAGGCAGAAGGAAGCAAAGAAGAAACUGUUCCGCAUAAUUGGACAGAAAGAUCGGAAGAGGCAAAAGUCAAGCCUGAAGGGAAAUGCAGAACAAGAGAAGUGAGCUUUUUCCUGCCGUCUUCAGGAAAUGGGAAAACUUUUUAUUGUGAUGUGUUUGUUGGGAAGAUCCUGGAACCUAAAAUAUUGCAAUAAAGUUCUGAACUCCAUAGAACUUGCCUUGGAGGAAAUGAAAGGAAACCAAGAUGACAUUUCAAAACAAAUAAGAGAUAUAUAUUAUUAUUUGCAGUGUUCACCACAAUAUGCAGAGAGGAAUUCAAGUUCAAACAUUUGGCUCAUUAAAAUAUUUUACAUUA
This is a messenger RNA of Anolis sagrei ordinatus, 4248 nucleotides long. It is a transcript of the gene BMS1, whose product is annotated as BMS1 ribosome biogenesis factor. The record is from RefSeq and is a predicted model, not a curated record. Gene Ontology annotation, biological process: endonucleolytic cleavage of tricistronic rRNA transcript (SSU-rRNA, 5.8S rRNA, LSU-rRNA); ribosome biogenesis; maturation of SSU-rRNA from tricistronic rRNA transcript (SSU-rRNA, 5.8S rRNA, LSU-rRNA). Gene Ontology annotation, cellular component: 90S preribosome; nucleus. Gene Ontology annotation, molecular function: GTPase activity; U3 snoRNA binding; GTP binding. Lineage: Eukaryota; Metazoa; Chordata; Lepidosauria; Squamata; Anolidae.